AUGCAGGAGACCGACGGGGGCAGCCCUCCGGCCGGGGUCCGGGGCAAGCGCAAGGCGGCCGGCCGGGCCCCGGAGCAGCCCCCGGCCCGGUCCAAGAAGCGCUACAGCCGCCACGCUAAGCCCCCUUACAGCUACCUGGCCAUGAUCGCCCUGGUCAUCACCGCCUCCCCGGGGAAGAAGCUGAAGCUCGCCCAGAUUACGCGUCAAAUUGGAGCUUUCUUUCCCUUCUUCAAGGAGAGCUACCUGGGCUGGAAAGACUCCAUCAGGCACAACCUGUCGGCCAAUGAUUGCUUCCGAAUGGUGCUGAAGGAUCCGUCCAAGCCGAAAGGCAAGGGGAACUACUGGACGGUGGACGUGGACCGCAUUCCCCCGGAAGCCCUGAAGCUGCAGAACACGGCCAUCACUCGCCAAGGGGAAGUGGCUUUUGCCCCCGACCUCAGCCCUUUUGUGCUGAAGGGCCUUCCCUACGUGCCUCCCGGCGGUGCCCCGGCCCCCCAGUCGCCCCUCCCAGCCGAAGACCUCCCCGUGAAGGAAGAGGAGACCCCCGAGCCUCUGGGCAAGAAGACCUUCACCAUCCACUCUCUGCUGAAGCCCCCCAGCGAGGAGGGGAGCUCUGGAUCAGGGUCCCCGAACUCCGACGUGGCCUCCGUCAGCCGCCUCCACCCUCUGGGCGAGGGCAGCCAGGGGGAGCCUUGCCCGCCGGCCAGCCCUCAAGCACAGCUGCCCCCCACUUGCUGCAGAGACUGCUUCCAGGUGCCCCCUUGGCACAACCAUGGCACUUUGCCCCCAGUUCGGGGACCCUUCCCCCUGCCCACCUUUCUCACCAUCCCGGCUUCGCUCAGCUUGCCCUGUUGCACUUUAGGCCCGGCCCCGUACGGGGGUUCUCCUUACUGGAACUGGGUGACAGCCCCCUGCCCUCCUCACCCGUAUCCGGGCCUCGCUGUCGCCCCGGGGGAAGUACAGCAAGCUGGCUGGGCACCGGAUGCCCCCUGGCUGUCUCCUCUGCCUUGGGCGGUCCCCUUCCAGGCCCUGCCCCCCCACCAUUGCCCCCCUUUCUGAGGGAAGCCUGCAAGGGCACCCCGAUUCAGAGGAAGGAGCUGGCCGAGAUUCCCCCGAAUGGAAGUGUACAAAUUCCCCUAUUUAUUCUGCGUGUGUCGCAACUUCACAAGAUGCCUUUUCUGGUGGGCUCUGUCCUUGGGGAAUCCCCCUUUCAGCCUGUGCUUGGAAACCAACUGUGGGAGCCCCUCGCGUGCCUG
Crotalus tigris (Tiger rattlesnake) is the source of this 1256-nucleotide messenger RNA. RefSeq names its product forkhead box protein H1-like. Gene Ontology annotation, molecular function: DNA-binding transcription factor activity; sequence-specific DNA binding. The coding region runs from base 1 to 1059 and encodes 352 amino acids. Gene Ontology annotation, biological process: regulation of DNA-templated transcription. Lineage: Eukaryota; Metazoa; Chordata; Lepidosauria; Squamata; Viperidae. The record is from RefSeq and is a predicted model, not a curated record. The transcript has 3 exons.